GAAAAACGCCAUACUCACUAAGAGCCCCAGCUUGGCGUUUCAUGGCGUAAGCUUUAUCUUGCUGCCAACGAUCUCUGACAUGGCGCUAUUAGUCAAAUGAAUCUUGGAAACAUCUGUUUCAGGAAGGUCCCAAGACUCCAGACAAAGACUAUUUACCUAGUCUUCAGGACUUGAAGUGGCCGCCCACGAUGGCAUGUGCCGAGAUGUCUUUCGGCAGUCCCAGUUGCGACAAUGCGCACAAUAGACGCGUGUCGCCAAGACUCUCAAGAAGAGGAACCUUCUGUUCGAAGAAAUUCUGGGAUAUGGCGUGCACUGCUCAGCUCUUGGCGACAUACACAAUAGGAAGUUGGCGAACCGAUAUUUACUUAAUGGUAUAGGGUAAACGAUUUAGCAACCAUUGUACCGAUAUCAUGAACCUCGAGUAAGAUGUCUAUAAAUACCAGGCAUUCUCUCAUUCUUCAAUAGUUGCUCGUCAUCAUCACUACCAUUAUCUUUUCUUCUCUUUAUACAAAAUGGUCAACUUUAAGAAUAUUGCCUCUGCCCUCCUCGCUGCUCUGCCCCUCGGCUUAGCAGCUCCCGCCCCUGCCAGCAACAAUGGCUACAUCAUCACUCUCAAGAAGGACAUUGCUGCUACUGGUAUUGAGUCCCACAUUGAAUGGGUCAACCAUGUGCACGCCCGCAGCCUUGGUCGCCGCGACCUGAAUCUUGCUGGUGUCGAGAAGACCUACAACGUGGGCAACUUCCACGGCUACGCUGGUGCCUUUGACGAUGCCACCAUUGCCGAGAUCCGCAACAACCCCGAUGUUGCUGCCGUGGAAGUAGACGGUGUCAUCACCAUGUUUGACUUGACCACUCAGUCAGGCGCAACCCACGGCCUGGGCACCAUCUCCCACCGCGAGUCUGGCUCAACCCAGUACAACUAUGACAGCAGUGCCGGAGAGGGCACAUACGCUUACGUCGUUGACUCUGGCAUCCGACUCGACCAUGUGGAAUUCAGUGGCCGCGCAACCAACGGAUACAAUGCCUACGGUGGUACCUUUACUGACCAGAACGGCCACGGUACCCAUGUUGCUGGCACCAUUGGAUCCAACACAUACGGUGUCGCCAAAAAGACCAAUGUGAUUGCCGUCAAGGUCUUUGGCUCCGGCUCUACCACCUCCAACAGCAUCAUCCUGGACGGCCUCCAAUGGGCCAUCAACGACAUUGUCCAAAAGGGCCGCCAGACCCGCGCCGUCAUCAACAUGUCGCUCGGCGGUUCUGCCUCGACUGCCACCGAUAACAUGGUCAAGAGCGCGUUCGAUAGCGGUGUCUUGUGUGUUGUCGCCGCCGGCAACGAGAACCAGAAUGCAGGCAACAUUUCUCCUGCUCGUUCACCCUACGCUCUGACUGUUGCUGCUGUCAACGCCCAGUGGACACGCUGGUUCUGGAACUCUCGACAGGCCAGCAACUACGGCUCUGUUGUAGACAUUCACGCCCCUGGUGAGGAGGUUUUGUCAUUGGCUAUUUCGUCCAACACAGCUACCGUAAGCUUGACCGGCACUUCCAUGGCCUCCCCACACGUUGCUGGUCUCGCUGUGUACUUGAUGGCUUUGGAGAACCUGACUACUCCUACUGCUACUAAGAACCGCAUCAUUGCUCUUGGUACUAAGAACAAGGUGAUCAACAAUGUGUCUGGCACCGUUAACCUUCUCAGCUACAACGGUAACCAGUAAUUGGAGGUACAAGUUUAGGUCGCCACCAUGGUAAAAUGUCAACGCUGAAAAUAAAUAUGAAAGUCCAUGUAGAGCGUAGUAUACAUAGAUGCAUAUACACA
This is a messenger RNA of [Torrubiella] hemipterigena, 1813 nucleotides long. NCBI's taxonomy places the organism in Eukaryota, Fungi, Ascomycota, Sordariomycetes, Hypocreales, Clavicipitaceae. The record is from the annotation of a GenBank genome assembly.